AUGGAUAAUAAAGUCAAUAAGCGGGAAACUUGGGGCAAGACGAUCGACUUUGUUCUUGCCCUCGUAGGGUUCUCUGUUGGACUGGGAAACAUUUGGCGCUUCCCGUACCUUUGCUAUAAAAAUGGUGGAGGUGAGUGUAGAUGGCGUGACGGUUGAUGAUAAUUACUGUAAAUUUACUUGUAUUAUGUAAGUGCUGGUGCUUUUGAUAAUCUGGCGAAACUUCAUUCGUUUCCAUUUGAGUAUGUUCGAAUAAAGCGCGAAGGAGCAACUGCAGAAUACCUUGCCACUUUGGUCCACCUCAUUUAUGUGUCGGGAGGCUUCGAAGAUGGAGGCAUAAUACAACAAACUGUAUUCUUAUUCAGUGACAUGUAAAUGAGUGGCAGGGUAUUCUGCAGCAUAGCCAGCUUGAAAAACAAUUAACAGUUCGUAAAAUAUGUCUUUGGUCAAUCUUGUUUUGACAUCCAUUCACCACAUUAUACUGAGAUGCCUCCGUCCGUGCGUCACUCACGUCAAGGCCAUGCAUGUGUCUCACAAGCCAUAGGCUAUAAACUCUAUUUGAUUAGAUUUGAAAAUUUUAUCUGGUGGCCACGUGAUGUACUUAACAAUGAAUCUGAAAGCUGUUUCUUUCUGUCUUGCUGAGACCAAGUGAGCAAGCGAGUAAUCCCAACAGUCAAACUUGUUUUGAACGGCUUCUUUCACCACUUUAAACUAACAAACAUAUAUCUCUGUGUCACUCGGGUCAAUGCCUCGUGCCUCAACACUAGGCUGCAAACUUUAUUUAAUUGCAUUUGAGAACUUUGUAUAGAUGCCUAAUGAUGUACCUGACACUGAAUUUGAAAAACUGUUUCAUUUUUGUCUUGCUGCGAGCAACUAAUAUAUUUCCGUGACUUAAGUAUAACGUUAGGCACGAUCGAACAAUCGUUUAAGAAUGUUUACAAAGAAUACAAUUUACCUACUACUUAUGCAAAACAGUGACGUCUUUGAAACUUUAGCAAGGGCUUAAGGGCCAUUAUUUUAGUAAACUAUUCUAUAAGCUUGAAAACUUUUCUUUUCGUUGUUAGGAACAGAAAUCGAAAAGUUUUUGCAUGCAUGGAAAAAUACAAAUAUGCAGAUUUUAACUGAAACCAUUCCUAGACUACUCUACACUGCUUCCAUUUUGAAAUAGUCAAGAUAUAAUUGUUUCAGAUCUUUCUGAAUAUAAUUAAUUUUCCUUUUGUUUGGAUGGUCUUUUGCCUCAAGCGAUUUAUCGUCGGUUUAUGAUCAAAAAAUUGCGUUGACAACAAAGCUGACCAAUGUAUACUAUUUAAGAAUUAGAAACAGCAAGCUUUUCUUUACAAUUAAACAUUAUUUGCUGAUUUAAACGCAAUGAACAGGUUUUCGUUAAGAGGUGCACUUGACGAAGAAAGCCUCUGGCUGAUGUGUUUUCCACUAAGUUGUGAUUCGUUCUUGAUUCAUUAUUCACAUUUUUGCUUUGUUUUCAUGUGUUACCGGGUACCUCAUGUAGGAUGUUUUCUGAUCCCGUACCUAAUUUGCCUCGUUUUUGCUGGUGUCCCUGUUCUAAUCCUGGAAGUUUGUCUGGGGCAGUUUGCAAGUCAAGGUGGAAUUACAGCAUGGCUGAUAUGUCCGCUUUUUCAAGGUUUGCUUUUAUCGAUUUAAAUGUAUGUAAUAGUUCAAUCGUUGGUUUUUGUCCCAUUGGGUGUGGCAAACGAUAAUCGAGAAAUCAUGAUUAUAAUUUUCUUCGUAACCCCGUUAAUGAUAAGAAAUAGCGAGUGUAAGUUUCCAUAAGAAACUGUGGUGCUGUGUCAGUAAGUAGGGGAGGAGGGAGGGGGAUAUCCCGAUAUAAUUUUGUGCUAUCAGCCGAGUUUAUAAUGAAAAAUGGCCACCGUAAAAAGAUUUUAAGGUAAAGAGAUUCUAACGUUUCGAGCAUCAGCCCCCAUUUAACAUAAAUGUUUAAAAGAGCGAAGUAUUACUAAUACGUGACCAUUAAAUAACGUAAAAAUAGGUUACAUCGAUAACAAUUCGAGGGAAGAAGUCAAAUUGGCUGAUGUAACAUUUCAAAUACCUUUUACUGUGUCAUUGAGUGCCGACAUCUUGUUAGCGUUAAGUAAGACGAUUAACGAUUUUCAAGUUGUACUCAAGAGAAUAUCGUCAGUUGAUAUUUUCUUGUUGUACUACAUUACACCGGGUCUUGACAAUUUUCCGCCAUUUGCUCGCACUAGGUCUUCCAUUCAGCUUUAGAGAAAGUGAGAAUGUAUGGGAGGAACGAAAUACCUACAAUCAGGCAUUUUCUUUUACCUUUUUGCGUUCACGAGAGACUGAUAAGAUAUGAAUAUGAAAACGAUCUUGGCAGCAAUGAAUAGUACUUAGGCAGUAGUGAGAAUGAGGCCUGAAAAGAAACUCAAGCCUAUACGGGAUUUUAACCCAUGGCCUUUGCGAUACCAGUGCAAUGAUCUAUCAACUGAUCGAGUUGACAAGCCAGCUGGCAGCUUGUCAUUAUGUUGGUUUGCAAUAAACCCGUGAAGUGAUGAAUCGAUGGCAGUGCAUAUAUGAAAAUAUUUAAGAAAUGAAUAUGAAAGCGAUCCUUUCAUUAAUGAAAACUACUCAAGCAACAGUGAAAGUAAGGCCUGAAAAAAAUUCAGGCCUGUACGGUAUUCGAACCCAUGACCUCUACGAUAUCGGGUUUAUUACGAACAACAACUUACAGUGAAUAUAUAUACAUAUAUACAUAUAUAUACAUAUAUAAACAUUUGAACUUUGAUUUCAUUGCAGGCAUUGGAUGGGCAAGUGUCAUCAUCGUUCAGUUUUUAAACAUAUAUUACAUCGUCAUCCUUGGCUGGGCUCUGUUUUACAUGUUCGCAUCUUUCCGAUCCGAGCUUCCCUGGUCUCGCUGUGGCAAUGAAUGGAACACACCGAAUUGUAUUGACUAUGUCACAUCUGAAAAAGGCUCCAGCAAUACCACAGUCUUACCAACCGUAAUGGCGAGCAUGUCGAACAUGUCAACAGUGCCAACUGCAGUGGCAAAGGCAGCUAAAGUGUCUGCGAGCGAGGAGUAUUUUGAGUGAGUGAAGCUGUAAGGUAGUUUAAUAUUAACUCUUUGACCUCUAAGAGUAACUUAUUACCCCUGACUCAAACAGUUAGGUCACGAAAAUUUUAAAAAAAAUUAUCACCAACUAAAGAAGCUCUUUAUUGUUAAACAAAUUUUCCUUACAGCCACUUUAACAAAUGUCAAAGUCAAAUGAACAGUAUGCGUUAUGUGUAAAAGAUUAUGGGCAGCGUCCCGAUGUUUUAAGCUUAUUUAUUGCGGGAAAAAAGAGUACCUUGUACUCGAAACUAGUCGAUCAGUCGGUAAAUCGGCCAGUUGGUCAGUCAUUCAUUUGGUAAAUCAGCGGGUCGGUCAGUUAGUAGGUUAGUCACUCAGUCAGUUGGUAGGUCAGUUAGUCAGUCGGUCAGGCGGUUAGUCGGUCGGUCAGCUGGUCGGUCACUUGUUCAAUCGGUCUGUUGGUCAGUCAGUCAGUUAGUUAGUCAGACGACCAGUUAGUCAGUCAUCCAGCCAGUCAGCCAGUCAGCCAGUCAGCCGGUCAGUCAGUUGGUCAGUCACGCGGUCAUUCGGUCAGUCAACUAGUUUGUCAGUUGUUCAUUUGGUCUGUUGGUCAUUUGGUCAGUUGAUCAGUCGGUUGGUUUGUCAGGCAGUCAGUUGGUAAGUCAGCUAGUUGGUCAGUUGUUCAAUCGGUCUGUUGGUCAGUUGGUCAGUAGGUCAAUCACUUGGUUUAUCAGGCGGUCAGUCGGUCAGUCAGCCAUUUAGUUAGUUGUUCAGUCGGUCUGUUGGUCAGUUGGUCAGUUGGUCAGUUGAUUAGUUGGUCAGUUGGUCAGUUGGUCAGUUGGUCAGUUGGUCAGUUGGUCAGUUGGUCAGUUGGUCAGUUGGUCAGUUGGUCAGUUGGUCAGUUGGUCAGUUGGUCAGUUGGUCAGUUGUAGUCAGUUAGCCAGUCAGUCAGUUGAUCAGUCGGCCGGUGGGUCAGUUGGUCAGUCAGUCAGUCGGUCAUUCAUUUAGACAGGGAAGAUUACUAUUAUUAUUUUCACGCAGAGUAUCAUCAAUAUGAACAAUUGAACAAAUAUAUCUAGUAGGCGGGUUCAUAAGUCACCGAGCCCCGCGAUGAUUACCAACUACAUUACUUACCUAUCUUUCCAGACAUAGAGUCUUAAAGCUGAGCACUGCUUUGGAUGAACCCGGCAUAGUGAACUGGGAAGUAGCUUUGUGUCUCUUGUUGGCUUGGAUUAUCUGUUACCUCUGUGUUUUCAAAGGUGUCAAAUCCACAGGAAAGGUGAGGGAGCUGUAAUCUUAACAUUUUUAAGUUUCUUGCUCUCUUAGGUUGCCUCUCAUAGAGAGAAUUAUGUUGUUAAGUAAAAUUUUCUUCCGAGUCUAAGGGACUUUUAAAUUUUAUACUCUUGUUUGAGAUAAUUUCUGUUAUAAGAAACGUAUCUAACCUUUUGUUUCUAAUUGACGUUCUUAUAACUUCGGUUUACCAAUGAAACUCCCACAGGACUUUCCUCGAGAAUUGAAUUUUUAUCAUAUCUCAUUAAAAGCUAAAUUCGAAAGGGUUAAGGAAUAUCUAAAUUAUUUUAAAUCUUUUAACUGGCACUUCUUUCUGGCCUUUCAUUCUUUUCUGGCCUUUUAUUCUUUCACCCAAAUAAUUUCUUAGGAUAAUCUUAACAUAGUUAAUUUAAAACUUACGCUUUUUUCGUCUUGUCAACACGAUGAAUCGAACCUCCGACCUACGCGUUCUGAUACUCAACCUCUGAUCUUCGACUGACAAAAACUCUUCAUUUGACCCUGAUGAUGACUUCCGCUUAGUUUGUCGAAACGUCAGUCACUUCUACCAACAACAGUCCUUCUCGGGACUACCCCCACCAAGAAGAUUAAACCACACUUUCAAAUGUUGCAUCUGGGUUCAAAACAUUUACUAUACAGACAACAAUAUUGCCCAAUAUACUUAGCUAACAACAACAGCUCAGUAAAAAAAAAUCGUAAAAAAAAACAACAACAAACAAACAUACGGACAGGGAAAGGAACACAUCAUUACAUGAAUGAUAUCUUUCACAGGUUGUCUACUUCACUGCCACAUUUCCUUAUGUACUUUUGACGAUUUUGCUCGUUCGAGCCGUCACUUUACCUGGUGCUGCUGAAGGGAUCAAGUUUUACCUCACUCCAAAUUUUACUCGACUGGCUGAUGGUCAGGUGCGAAAUGAUGAAGAAAUGGGCCAAGUCAGAAAAACAUUUUUAUUAGUUAUUUAUCAACUAUAACCUUUAAGAGGGUUUCAAUGGGUUAGGUGUAAAAGUUGACAAUUUUAGACUGUUAUUCGUAAAAAAUGUUUACCGUAAGAAUUGUUCUUUUAAUUGCAACGGGAAAAAAAAACUGACUGUUAGCUGUUAAUGGGCCAAAAUUUUAACUGUUAGCCGUAAAAGCUAUUACCCCAUUGAGACCUACCUAUAAAUUAAAGUUUACACUUGGUCAUUUAUUUACUCUUAGUUUUUGUUCAAACUCGAAGGUGUGGCUUGAUGCUGGAACGCAAGUGUUUUUUUCAUAUUCUAUUGGACUUGGAACGUUGAUUGCCCUCGGGAGUUACAACAGAUUCCAUCACAACUGUUACAGGUUAGAAAACACAAGAACAUUUGCUUGGUUUCUUUGCCAAGAGUGUCGCCUCUUGUCUACUUGGUGACGUUUCGAUAACCUUUCCACAGUUCUAGCUGAGAUAUUAUGGCCUUGUUUGUAUGAGAUUACAUUUAGCGAAACUGAGCUUUCAAUCAGCAAAUUUGCUCACGUUUUAAAACCUAGAUGCUGCCUCGGAGAAUCUAAUUUACGAAUACAGUGACACCAUUGAUAGGAUUUUAUAAUGAAAGAGUCAAAGGGGUCGAACAUCUGUAUCUAUUUAAAACACAAUUACUAAGUAUUUCACGAUAGCGCGGUUUUCAGCUGGUCUUAGAUUGCUUUGCAUAAGUCUUUUUAACUUUUCCCCGUAAUUGGUCUAAAAAACUCUCUCCACCACCUUGAUCAAUCAAAUGCAAAACUAAAGCCAAUCUCAACUUGGUUACUCGUGUUUUCCCGCGCUUUACGCAGGGUGCCUGAUUAUAUCUUGAGUUCCCAUUGGUUCAUGGUAAUUCCACCCUUGUUCUGAUUGGUUUCUGUGAUCACUUGGGUUUUGGUUUUCGACUCUUAAUUGAAAACUCUCAAUAAAAUUAAAUUCUGAAUAAAUAAAAAGCAGAAGUGUAAGCUUGGAUGUCUUGUUUAUUUAGCGAAAAUUUGUGUUAAACAUUUUAACUUAACAAUUAAUGCUAUUUCUCGCACAGGGACAGCAUAAUAUUCGCUUGUGUAAACAGUGGAACAAGUUUCUACGGCGGUUUUGUGAUUUUCUCAGUUCUUGGCUUCAUGGCUCAGAAGCAAGGGGUUGAAGUGAAGGAUGUGGCAAAAGGGGGUAAGAAAUGACGGGUAGAGCCUGGGUAGAGUAAUUUUCAAACGAUUGUUCAAACCAAGUCGAGAUUGCAUUGGAUUUGCCUUCCAUCCCUAUGUAAUUAGUCCAGAAAACUCGUACCACUCUCGCAUAUGUUUAUUAGUUCAUUAAGUUGUAUCUUCUCAAACUUUGUUUAAGAAGAUCUUGUUCCCUCAUUCAGAAGAUAUUAGUUAUUUCACGAUAAAAUCUACCUGAUUUCCCGGGCUCUGUAAUAUACAUAUCAUCCCCCCUCACUGGCAGUUCAUUGGCAAUCAAAUUGUCUUAAGUCCCCUGUCUAUACUCUGUUGAUGGCGACUGAUCCCCUUCGUUUCCCCUGAAAACCAUGAGAUCCCCUCCCAAAUCCUCCAACCCUCCCCCCCAAGAAAAAAGUUGUUACUGGUCUCUAACUCAUCACAUCACCUCCUCCCCAGGUCCAGGACUUGCAUUCAUCGCUUACCCAGAAGCUGUUGCUCAGAUGCCUUUGGCCCCUCUAUGGUCGGUUCUGUUUUUCUUUAUGGUCUUCCUGCUGGGACUCGACAGCGAGGUAUUAGAGCAAAUUUGCAGUUUAUCAUACUUUAAACUGGAUAUCUCGUGUGUUUUACAAGUCUGUGCAUAGACAUUGAAGAAAACAUGAAGGCGCAUAUUAUGAUAAUAACCUCUAAUUUUUGUCUUAUUCCAAGUUUGUAGGCAUUGAGGGAUUUGUAACAGCCAUCGUAGACCUGUUCCCCAGACACUUAAGGCGUGGUUAUCGUAAAGAGAUGUUCAUCGCAUUUAUGUGCUGUAUCUGGUUUCUCAUUGGUCUGUCCAUGGUUACUAAGGUACCUUCAAAAGCAUAAAUGAUAAACGCAAAGAUCUUGUGUUAGAACUUUCUGGAACUAGGUUACAUGCAGGCCCUUAUUAUGAGCCCUACAGGACGCGUGUUUCUCCGCCUACGAAAAGAUUUGAGUCGAGUCGACGAGAGGUUUGCCUCUGGGAUCGGUACCGGGGAUCUGAGUGGCACUAAUAUGAGACCUACACUCACUGCACACUUCUUGCCGGUUUGCGUUUCUCAAAGCCUCUUACUUUUCCGCAGGCGAAGAAACUCUCGUGCCGAGCUCUAAUAGUAAGGGACCUUUAGCAAACCACGACGGCGAUGACAACGAGGAAGUGGCAAAACAAAAGAUCUAAUGAGCAGAACAAUAGCGCAGCUCGUGCGUUUUCAAAGUGUGUGCAUUUCUUAGCCGUCCUUUGCAAAAUGGCAACGCGAAAUCAUCAAAAUUUUCGUGGUCCGAGAAAUGAAACUUCGCCGGCAAAUUAUCUAAGUUUCUAUUUGGAACUCAACGCUGUUCUCGUAUGCUAUACUGAGGUUAACUUGCGGCACUGUAAGGGAUGUUAAUCAUAUCCACUCAUUCGCGAAAUUCCAGCUAAAAAUAUACAUUCAUUUUUAAAUCAACGUGCGCGUCUUCUUUGGCGUUGCCGUCGUAACUGCAAAAAAUCCCUAAUAAUUGGGAGCUUAAGCAAACCACGACGACGGCAAUGAGGACGCAAACCAACACCUCGAAAUCACCAAAAUUUGCGUGAAAUAAGAACGGAAACUCUGACGGUAGAUCAGUUAUGUUUCCAAUUUGAACUCAACCAUGCUCACAUGCGUUAAGCGUAAGUUGAGGUGUGGCAACGUAAGAGAUGGUAAACACGUCUAGUCAUUCGAGAAACUCUUACCAAAAAUAAGAAUUAGUUUUCUUAAUUUAAUUCACGUCUUCCUCGGCUUUCCCAUCCUGACUGCUUAAGGUCCUUAAUGAGGGCCUGAACAAGCUCUUCUGAAAAGUAACUCUACUUUUUUUAUAUCAAAUUCCUGGUUAAUGAAACCCCGAUCAAAAGCCUCCACAGAGUUUUUAAUUCAUUUAAUAUUCUCUCAUGAAAUUGAUAAUUUGCCAAAAAAAAAAAUAAUAAAAGAUCAUAGAACGUAAAAGCAAGUAAUUUUUCUGUAGAAGCGCUAACUUACGAAGUAUUUCUUUGUAGGAAUGCGGAAUAUGUUUUUCGACGACAUUUGCCUUAGUUUUAAAGGGAUAUGUAUUUUAUAUAGUUACAUACGAUUAAGAAAAUAUUGAGCAUAUGUAUCUUACUUAGAACAAAGCAAAGUGCUAUUUUAAACAUGACAAAACAACCGCAAUCGGCAAAAACAGAUAUAAGCUCUGGUUUUACAUAUUUAACUUUCCUCUAAUCCUAAAACAACGCUAUUGUGGUAGAACAGCAGUAAGACCUCUCUUUUUAGCCUACAUGCCAACGUUUCUCCUUGUUUCAUCAUAGAAAACGACUUCAAAAAUAGGUUAGAAGGUUACUAUUAUAACGAAAUAAAAUCUCAGGGCCGUGUGAGGAUUCCGAUCGAGCCUGUGUCGAUUUCUCAGUAAUUUCACGAUCAGACGAGCAGCGGAGAAAGCCUCCGCGAGCUUGAUCAUAUGAUAGGUUAUAAUGUCAUAUUCACUUCUACUAGUAGAAUUGCAACCCGUGAUUUUCGUUAAAUGUUGAUGUUUUUCUUUAUUUUUCAGGGUGGGAUGUACGUCUUUCAACUAUUUGACAAUUACUCGGCCAGUGGCUCUGCUCUUUUGUGGAUCGCCUUGUUUCAAAGUAUUGCCAUUGGUUGGAUCUACGGUAAGAAGAUAACAGUUACAACCAAAAGUGUGGACGGAGGUUCUAUUUAUACGCCUGAAUUGACUAAAAGUGAUCUUUAUUAAAACGUUUGAUUACAGAAUAUGCUUUAACCAACCGUCCAAAGGAGUUUUAACCUCCAAUGAACGUUACGAUAAGUUAGGGGGCAGUGCGAUUCCACAGUCCACGUUUCCUUCGAUCAUGCGCGCGUUUUCCAUUGUCUCAGUAUCUCGUGUGAACCGACCCAAUUCGAUUGGUUUUCCGAUAGGUGGUGAACGUUUUUACGACGAUAUGGAGAAUAUGAUUGGAUUUCGUAUUAACCCGUGGCUCAGGUGGUGCUGGAUGAUAUUCACACCUAUUUUCUGUUUGGUAAGACAGAAUAUUUAUUUAUCAGUCUCAGAAUUCAUUCUCAGUUUCAUUAUUAAACGUAAUAGAGAGGGGGGAAGGCAAUGACGUUAUUAGAUACAUGUUAAUUUACCGUGACGUUUAACACAUUGGCAUCUGGGUCAAGAGGGUCUCUGUUAAGCCUUGGCCAGAAUGGAAAUCUUAAUCUAAGAAAAUUAAGUGCAUGUCUUCUUUUGUAACAAUUCCAUUCCAUAGCGUUUCUUGAUUUCUUUAUUGCUUGAAUGUCGAUCUUUCUCUUCGCCAAGUUUGCAAAAAAUCUGUGUACACGGUUUAUAGCCAUUGUUAAUCGUAGACGAAAUUGUAUGUACGUUCCUUUUAAGAGUUUUAAAGACACAUUUCUAUAUGCUGAUCGCAGUUCAGUGAUAGAAAUGGGAGUCACCCCACUCGUUUUGUGUUGGAGGUACAUAAAGCAGAACAGUAAGGGUUUUCAAAAGGGUGGCAGUGUUGUUAUGGUAACCUGAAUUAGUUGAGAAAUUAUCACAAAUUGUUGAGAAAUAAUUAAACAUUUUUUUAUAUGACUUUCAGGGAAAUGAAAAGAAAAACCGUUGAAGCUACAGUCUAUCAAAGAGUAGCUGAAUAAAAAAUGAUAACAAAAUUAUUUCGAGCCACCUUAAGGAUUUUAUCUUUUUUGUCCAUAGGGUGUUUUCAUUUUUAGUCUAGUGACGUAUUCGCCUCUAGAAUACAACGGUUACAAGUACCCUGACUGGGGAGAAACCAUAGGCUGGAUCAUGGCUCUGUCUUCAAUCGUGUGCAUUCCAAUUGUGAUGAUAUACAAGUUGGCCACAACACCAGGCUCUCUUAGAGAGGUAACUACCACAUUAGUGUUCACUAACCUUUAAGGGGAGAAUGAGAAACAUGUUUGAAAAAGAAAUGUGUCAACCUCAAAUACCAUGCGUGACUGAAAAACUAGUGAUUGAAACGCCGGAAGUUGACUUACAUGAGUUUUAGAUGAAAACGUUUCAAUUGUCACUAAGACUCCUCAUUUUCCUUUGUACACACCAAGUACAAUCAUAAUAUUAUGCGUCUGUAUAUUUUAUCCCCAAUGUAAGCAAGGCAUUGUGAAUAUGUCUUGCAUAUAUUGGAGGAACCUCAACGGUUGCAUUGAGAAGUAUUGUGCUCGUCUCACAAUAAUUCGACCGGCUAUACUCGAAAGUUGCUGAGGUCAGGGCUCGGGCUUUGUUGCAGAGUCCACACCGGUCAGCAUUCCAGCUCUGGUCAGUUAUUGUAUUCAUUGACGAGACACUUGUGUAUCCAGCUCUCCUUAACCAAGAAUUAAUUAGCCAUUUUUACGAUCAACACUACGUUCCCACAGCCGUAGCCUUGACUUACUGGUUGAGAUCCAAGUAUUUCGAUGACAUGACAAGUCUUCUAAUAAUUUUACUCGCUAUACGUACACAUACUUAGUCGCGAGUGAUGAAAGCAAUCUUUGACAUCUUGUUGUAAUGAAAAUUCCUCACGGAAAAUAAGAAUCCUAUAGAAUUUGCGUCACCCCCAACCAAUGGCUUCGUUGCUCAGUUGGUACAUGGUGGUGACCAACAAUUAUCUGGGAGACACGGGUCCCUUCGGAGCCUGAAUCUUUUUAGGCUUAUCCUGCAAUGGCUAAAACUCCAACACUUCUUCUAGGAUCAUUUCUUUUCAUGAUCUCUUACACCAUCUAACUUAUUCAUGCAUUUCUUUCAUUUUCGUCAACAGCGUUGGGAUACCCUGACCACGCCCAGUCUAAAGAAUCAGUCUCCAGAGGCCAAAGGCCACGAUUUCCCUCAGGGGUCUUACAAACUCCAAACCACGACAUCGCUUUGAGGGGAUAUACAUAUGACUUGGACUUUUCUCAGCUAUAACGUGUUUAUAGGGACUUUAAGGAAACCACAACAGUAAUGGAAACCAGAAAGUUAGCUAUCCUUUCCCCAUUUUUAUGAAAAAAAGCAACCCUCCAUCAACACCUACAUCUGUAAUUUUUAUUGCAAUUGUGCCAGGUGGAGAAUCAGACGACUAGUUUCUGGCCGAGAACGUUGGCUGUUAAGGACCAAUAACAUUCGUACAUUUUUACUGAAACGAAUAAAGGGCUGUCUUUUUAUUAAUAUCAAAUGAAAAAUGACAUCGGAUGAAUAAUACCAGGAUAAUUCCAAAAUUUUGAUCUUUAAGUAUUGGAAAUAGUCGAAUCAAGUAUUGGGAUUGUGUUUAAUACUAAACCCAAAUGCUAAAUGCUUUCUAAAGCGUAGAGGUACAUAAGGUCAGGGAACUGGAGAGCUAGGAUCACUACAAGGCAUCCGGAUCGGUUCAGCAAAGUUUUGAAGAUUUAGGGAUUGAAUGCUGAAAGUUCUGAUCAAAGGCUUGGUAAUUAAUCUAUAUUACAGGUAUACAAACAAACUCGAAAAGCAUUCCAUAAUUAAAGACCUUUUUUCUGUUCUCAGUUCUAUUUCUGCUAUUAUCAAUCUUUCUUCGUGGUACUUCUUUAUUUCCGUGCUCAUUUUGGCCGAUCACUUGAUAAUUGAAAACUAACCCGCCUAUCCCGCAUAUUUAUUUUUCAGCCUGAAAAGGGGAAGAGCUGCGUUCUGUUCAUAGUUGCAUCCCUUUCGUUGGGAAUGACCAUGCAUUCUCUCUGCUGUGCGUUUCUUCUAAUUUCGUUUUAUUUUCCCUUCAAAAAAGACUAAUAAUAAAUAAUCGUCAUUUUCACGUUCUUGUCUAAUUCAUGUAUCAAUAUAACUUUGAGAUAUAGCUCUAUUGGAAUCUAUGCAAAAUACCUCGCGCAGCUGACUGGUUACGAAAGACAUAAGCAAAUUUCUCUAAUGUUGGAUUGCCUGGAAAUAAGGAAACGAAUCAACAUUCGCUGUUAAAAAAAAGCACUGACAUAGUUUGCUUUAGUUCGUGGGUUUUUAAUACAGCUUUGUUCUCGAUUUAUGACGUAAUUUUUUUUAGUUCACUCUCGAGAAAGAUUACCUGCUGUUGCUUACUAGUACUAGCUGUUGUUGACUUGCAAGACCGUCAAAUUUCGUAACGCUUAACAUCUCGCCUGUCUUGCACUUUAAGUCAGAGUUGUAUUUAAAAGGUUUCUUUUAACCUCUCAGGUUCUAAAAGGCACAGUUUGUGUAUCAGAUAACUGCACCAUAACACGGCAAUUAAAACAUGACAAAGUUACAGAGGGGAAAGUUGCAGAUGACGGCUACUCACGAAGC
Molecule: messenger RNA, 12686 nt
Organism: Pocillopora meandrina
Lineage: Eukaryota; Metazoa; Cnidaria; Anthozoa; Scleractinia; Pocilloporidae
Source: the annotation of a GenBank genome assembly